Molecule: messenger RNA, 1443 nt
Organism: Hydatigera taeniaeformis
Lineage: Eukaryota; Metazoa; Platyhelminthes; Cestoda; Cyclophyllidea; Taeniidae
Source: the annotation of a GenBank genome assembly
GAGGGCGUUCUCUCCUCCUGCAUUAUUUCGCAGUCACCGCCUACAGAGAUUGUGAACACCACUACCACCACCUCCACAAUCACGGAUUCUAACGGUCGAGUAAAGAAGCUCAAAACCACGACCACCACGACCUUACGAACCACAACCACAGUUCGAAGGGUCUGUGUGGUAGCCCCAGGAGGGACGGUCCCGGGAGCUGCCGUUCCAGAAGGCAGCAUCAUACUUCCGGAAGGCACAAAGGUGUUUGCUGAAACUCCAGCACUUCCGAGCUUGGCUGAGGAGGAUGCUCUGCAAACCAAUGGAGGCUCGGGGGUGGUUCGCUUGACGCACGUGUCCGGAGGUGAGGGCAAUUCUACCCAGCCGAGGAACAUAACCCAGGUCACCUUUAUGAAACCUCAAACGCAGACAUCAGAAGUGGUUGAGUUUGAGGAGGUCACUUUCGGCUGUAGUUCAUUUGUCAGUUUGCCUUUCAAAGACGAUAAUCGUGUCAUUUGUGUUCAGGUCCACACCGGCGGUAAGUCAGGUGAUGAGGGCUUAGCGGAGGGCGCUUCACAAGCAAAAACCACCACAAAAACAGUUCGAAAACGUGUUACCACCUCGGUCUCCGCGGUGUUUGCCUCUCGACACACGAAAGUGGACGGCAAAAGUCUAUCCAACGAAGACUCUGCCGCAAUGACCGCACUACGAGAGUGCGAGCGUCAAUUCGCGACUCGACUUGGCAUCACCAAAACCCCUCCCACCGACGCCUCCACAACAGUCGUCGAUCAGUACACCUCCGAGAACGGUAAAACCACAACAACGACAACCACUACUCUGAAGGGCACGGGAUUCCCCUCUUUAUUUGAUGGGUUGCCACUGUACCAGGGCUACGGUAUGAUCGGUCAGCACGCUAAAGCCAAUGAUCUCUCGGAAUCACCAGUCUCCAUCUUCUUCAACGGUUCCCUUGAUCAGCUUGAUGUGGCCUCUCUCACAAAGAUGUUUGAAGAGGCGACAAAAGCUACCCUUCUCUCCAAUGACCUCAACAAUUUCUUUGGUGAUCUCACAAUCUCUCAGAGACCCGCGAUUGACAUCCCUGGUGUGGUGAUUGAGGAGGCCUCCGAGAGUGAUCGCAAAGAAUCCCCACCCCUGGGAGGUGGAACUAGCGAGGAAGCCAGUCGGAAGACCUCAGUUCCGUCAAUCAGUGGGGGCGCUAGUGCAUCAGACGCCUCCGCCGCAGGGACAGCUGGGGAGGCCGAGGGCGAGGGACUUGGCUACAAACAUCAAAUUCUCAACCAACUGGCCACAAAAACAGGACCCUGUCGGAUCGCCUGGUCAGAAAUGCCUGAGGGUGAAACAUUGUGUUUGGGAGUCAAGGCAUUUGAAGCCGAUUUUGUACGACAACUUGUCGUCACUGAAAUCAGUACAACCAUGCCCCGGGGGAAGGGGUGGUUUACUGCAUUGUAA